Penicillium paradoxum is the source of this 951-nucleotide messenger RNA. Its product is annotated as putative catechol dioxygenase. The transcript has 2 exons. Gene Ontology annotation, biological process: catechol-containing compound metabolic process. Lineage: Eukaryota; Fungi; Ascomycota; Eurotiomycetes; Eurotiales; Aspergillaceae. The record is from RefSeq and is a predicted model, not a curated record. Gene Ontology annotation, molecular function: ferric iron binding; catechol 1,2-dioxygenase activity. The coding region runs from base 1 to 951 and encodes 316 amino acids.
AUGUCUUCCGGCCGCCAGUUUGACCCCACUUUCACCGACUCUGUCAUCAAUGGCAUGGGUCCCAACACUCCCGAGCGUGCUCGCGUCGUUCUGGGCUCCUUGAUCAGACACAUCCAUGACUUCGCUCGUGAGGUUGAGCUGACCUCCGCUGAGUGGAUGCUCGGCGUUGAGUUUAUCAACUCCGUUGGACAGAUCAGCACUCCUAUCCGCAAUGAGGGCCACCGUAUUUGCGACGUCAUUGGCCUUGAGUCCCUCGUCGAUGAGAUCGCCAACAAGAUCAUUACCGAGGACGGUGUCUCCCCCACCUCCAACGUCAUUCUCGGUCCCUUCUGGUCUCCCAAUGCUCCCUUCCGCGCUCUGGGUGACAGCAUCAUCCAGGACCCGAACCCCAAUGGCCGGGUCACCUUCAUGCACGGCGUGAUCAGGGAUAUGGAAUCCGGCAAGCCAAUUGCCGGUGCUGUUCUCGACAUCUGGCAAGCCUCGGCCAAUGGCCAGUACGAUUUCCAGGAUCCCAAGCAGACCGAUAACAACCUACGCGGCAAGUUCCGAACAAACGAGAAGGGAGAGUUCAACUGGUACUGCUACCACCCUACUCCCUACUCCUUGCCUACCGACGGUCCCGCCGGCGUUCUGCUCAACAUCAUGGACCGUUCUCCCAUGCGCCCCGCCCACAUUCACCUGAUGAUCACCCACCCCGAAUACGCCACCGUCAUCAACCAGAUUUACCCCAGCGACGACCCCCACCUCGCCAUUGACUCCGUCUUCGCUGUCAAGGAUGACCUGGUUGUAGACUUCAAGCCCAAGACCGGUGAUCCCAAGGCCUCUCUCGACUUGGAGUACAACGUCAAGAUGGCGCUCAAGAAGCACCACCCCAACCCCAACUCCGCUCCCCCUGUGUCCUCAUUCGAGCGUCACGCCAAGGCGGCCAAGGAGGCCCAGGGAAAGCUUUGA